This is a messenger RNA of Cordyceps fumosorosea ARSEF 2679, 3435 nucleotides long. RefSeq lists its product as hypothetical. Bases 1 to 3435 code for a protein of 1144 amino acids. NCBI's taxonomy places the organism in Eukaryota, Fungi, Ascomycota, Sordariomycetes, Hypocreales, Cordycipitaceae. The record is from RefSeq and is a predicted model, not a curated record. The transcript has 6 exons.
AUGAUUCCUUGUGCCCUCGAAACCGAGCAGCGCUGGCUGCAGAAAGACGUCGGCCGGCUGCGCGAGCUCCUCCGGCUCGACAACCUCGCCUGCGCCAAACACCACUGUGAGUUCACCAAGGCUCUCCAGAGCCGGCUCCGAGCCUUCGACCACGACGACAGCCUCAUCACCCGUUCAGAAUCGACUUCGACGCAAGACUAUGACCACUGCUCCGCCUACCAGCCGUGGACGGAAAGUACCCGACUCUACAUCAUCAAUCCCCGCAGGGCGCUCCUCGCCGCGACCCGCGACAUCUUCAAGGAGGCGCCGCCUCGCGACGGCGUCGACCAUGAUCUCGCCAUGCACGGCAUCACGUCCCUGGACCGGCUCGAGAAGCACCGUGUCGUCCUCGUCGACGCCGUCAAAGACGCAAUGGCACCGGCCGGUCACGCUGCAGAUGCAGCAUCAUCGCUGCCCGCGCUCCUCCGGGAGCUGGACAGCGCGGCCACGCUCCAUCACGGCCUUUUUCACAUGGGCUUUCGCGCCACUGUUUUAAUACAUGCCCUGGACCCGAGGCGCCCACGCCCCAUGGAACACAUAAUGGCCACGCUCAACGCCCUCUUCCCCCCCGCCAUCGCCGCCGAAGUCGCGACCUCCUCACCACUUCCUCCGUACUCGGACGGUCUUCGUGAAAACAUCCGCUUCUCCGUCUACGAGCACCUUAUGCGCGGCGAGGCAGACGACGCGGCUGCCUGGCGCGCCCUGCAGACCCGCCUCUUCACCUGGUGCGGCAUGCCCGGCUACGCCGACGCCCGCGACGCGCUGCUCCGGUACGCCGAGGAGUUCAAGAAGACGGAGCUGCUCUGCCUCUCCACCCUGCACGCCCUCGAGCGGCGCUGCGGCGUCCCGUCGUCGUCGUCGUCGCUGCCGUCCCCGGUCGAGAGUCUGUCGUUCCUGACGAGCUGCUCCGCCUCCUCCCGAUCCAGCGCCGCAGCCACAGCCGCUGUAUCCCCAAACCCUUCCUCCGUCUUCCUCAGCGACCGACCAGACACCAGCUCUUUGAUUCUCCGGGACUCUCUGGCCUCUUCAGGCCAGGCGAUGUCACUGUCGUCCUCGACGGCGGUGGCACAUCGCGCCGCCCCGCUGCUCCGUGGCAUGCCCGGGCGCGAAGUCUCGGUCGCCAAGACGGACGGCGCCGCUUUCGCCGGCGACGUCGACGCCCCGCCCGUCCUCGCGUACCCGGACGACCUAUCGCGGCGCGAGUUUGACCGGCACCCGCUCGCGCCGCACCUGGGCAUCUCCCCGCGCGAGCAGAUGCAGCUCGGCCUCGGGGAAGAGGAGGAGGAAGACUGUGAAGGUGGCGGAUAUUCUGUAGCUGGGACGCCGAGGCCGCCGGCUAGAGAAAAGAGCAAGAGGCGUAGGUUCGGCCGCAAGGGAUCGGACCCCCAGGCGCCGGCGCCGCCUCCGGUGCCACCGCUGCCGCCGAUCCCCGAGGCGCUCCGGCCGAACCUGACGGCGGGAAACUUUGGACGAAUCGUGCGUCGGAUGAGGUCAAAGUCCAGCCUUGCCGCCUCCGACCGAGACUCGACCACCAGGACGACCUCCGUGGCGUCCAUCUCCAGCGCCGGGGAGCCAGCAGCCAAAACGCCGCGCAAGCUCAAGAUGCCCUUUAUCAGACGGAGCGCAAGAGCGGCGACCAUCUCCAGCCCUGAGCUCCAGCCUGCCAGCCACGACUAUGCGUCGCCGUUCGACAGCGACUGGGCCGCCUUUGCUACGUCCCAGGGUCCGACGCCUGCUAGCAGCGCUCGGCAGAGCGUGGCGAGUCCCGGCGCGGCGACGAUGGCCACCGCCGCCGAAGAGCAGGAGGCUGUGCAAUGGAGGCUCGCACCGGCGCGCAUGUCUCCCAUGGAGUUUGCGCGAUCCCGACUCAUCCGCGCGGCACUGCAAAGACGCGGCAACAACGUCUCGUCGUCGUCGGGACUGACCAAGCGUUGGUUUUGGACGCCGCGCUGGGAAGCAUUCCUCGUGCUGCCCAGCAGGCACCUCCCGUCUCUAGACGCGAGUCCCGACCGGCCCAGAGAGAUGUCGGUCUUGAAGCUAACACCGGGUCCGGAGCAGAAUGCGGUGCUUGAGCACGAGAUCCCGCAGGGAGAGCCGGAUCGGAGGAGCUUCCUGUCCUGCCCGCGGCUGUCCCUGAACCUCGGCGGCAUCGCACUGCAGUUCCCCUCCAUGCUGAACCUGGUGGCCCUCGACGGCAUCCAUCCGUUCAGGUCACUUUCCGGCCCGGCGAAAUCGGCCUCGCCCCCUGGCGCAACCGACAAAAGUCGGGUGGCGAGACGAUCCGGCGUAUACGCGCAACAGACAGAGGUAGCGUCCGGACUCGACACCCUUCACCUUGGCUCACCGAACCAAAAAGCAAAACAAGACUAUCACUUUUCCUCCCCUGCCGUCCACUACAAUGAUCGGCGCCGGCUCCAGGAUGGCACCGAAAAUCCCUCCCAAGACACCGCCAGCUCAUCGAUAGCUCACCCUUAUCGACCCGCAACCUCGCAAGCGAGCUCCUCCCCAUCUGCCGGGUCCUCCUGGGACUUGGGCCGCCGCCGAUGGUGCAACACUACCAACAGCGGCGAUGGUGAUGGCCGGGGCGUGGCCGACAACAACGCCGCCGCCGCUCCGCGAAACUUCGGCCCCGCCGCAACCUCGCAUCCUGGCAUCUCGGCAGUCGCUGUGAGACGACGCCUGCGCCAGCACCUCGCUUACGACUUUGGCAGCGUGACCCCCGUCGCGGCGCGCAGGGUCGGCACGCUCGUCGCCGGCCGCUCCGUGGCGAGCCUGCACGCGGAGUCCGAGGACUUUGCGCUUCCCGACGCCGCCGAGGAGGAGCGCGUGCUGCGGCCGCCGCCGCUGCAGGUCCCGCGGCGCAGGCCCGGCGGCGGCGGACUGCGGGAGCGCGACACCACGAGGCGCAACCUGUUCCGCGGCGACGGCGAGGAUGACUGGCGCGGACUGCUGCGGCAUCUCGGCGACGGGGUGGCGGACGGCUCGCCGCCCCCGCCCCCGCUACCGGCCCCCUGGGCGCCGUUGCGUCUCGACGACCAGCCGACGACGCCGUCGAGGCACCGGAGGAGCUCCAUGCUAAGCCACCUGUCCAUGACCCCGACGGCGCUGCGACUGGUAGGCUCGCCGUGCGGGCAAGAUGACGAGGAGGAGGAAGGGGGUGUUCACUCGGGCUUCAGCGCUCGACAGCGAAAGGUCGCGUCUACAUAUCAGCCGUUGCCGGACUCGCCCACGCUGCCGGUCGUAGGGCCGCAGAAGAAGGACUACGGCAUGCUUACAUGCGUCGCCUGGCCACCAGCAAUGAAUAAAACCGCCUGCAUGAGAGAGUCGGUAGCAAGUGCCAACAAGUCACGCCGCUUCUUGCACGACGUCGAAGUCCGCGCAGCCGAGGGCGGUUAG